AUGACCGAGCGAGACAAGACGAAGCCCGAGCAGACCGAGCGAGACAAAGACCGAGACCAGGCAGACCGAGCGAGACAAAGACCGAGACCGAGGCAGACUUACGAGACAAAAGACGAGAACCGAGGACAAAGACCGAGCAGAGACAAGACAAGACCGAGACCGAGGCAGACCGAGCGAGACAAAGACGAGUACAAAGACGGAGACCUAGACAGACCGAGGCGAGACCAUAAGACCGAGACAAAGACCGAGACCGAGGUCAGACCGGCGAGACAAAGCCGAGACCGAGGCAGACCGAGCGAUGACAAAGACCGAGACCGAGACCGAGCGAGACCCGAGGACAGCGAGACAAAGACCGAGCCCGAGGCCCGUGACAAAGACCGAGACCGAUGGCAGACGAGACAAAGACCUGAGACCGAGGCAGAUCCGAGCGAGACAAAGGACCGAGCAGACGACCGAGGACCGCAGACCGAGGCAGACGACAAAGACCAGAGGAGACAAAUAAAUCGAUGGCCCGAGGCAGACCGAGCGAGACAAAAGACCCGAGACAGACGGAGUCGAGACGAGCCAGAGACCGAAUGA
Messenger RNA from Penaeus vannamei (Pacific white shrimp), 579 nucleotides. The record is from RefSeq and is a predicted model, not a curated record. Lineage: Eukaryota; Metazoa; Arthropoda; Malacostraca; Decapoda; Penaeidae.